AUGGCGGAAAAAGAAUUCAAUUCAAAACAGCCCGCAUACCUGUAUUCUGCAAAAAGUGAUUUAGAGUCCAACCAAGACUCCCAAGACUUAUUCAGUAUAAAAAGGGAAAGUGACGUAACAAGUGAAUCUCGAGACAUUAAACGCAGAGUUUCAUGGGGCAAUUAUCGUGUUCGGCAGUACCUUCAAACUACAGAAGAAAGCCCUCUUGAAGGAGGCCGGUAUCCUUUAAUUGAAGAUGAAGAUCUUCUCCAAGCCCCUCUUGGAAGUGCAAGUCCUAUAGAAGAUCCGCAGCUUUCUCAACUUUUUCACGAAUCAGCUAAACAAGACGAAACAUACAAGCGGAAACAAGCCAAUUCUCCUUCAGAUAUGGACAUCUCUGAAAUCAUGUCUCCUCCCUCAAAACCAAUUUUAAAGCCUGAAAGAACUGGGAGAGAGCUAAUUGAAGAAUUCAAUCAAAGUUUGGAAUCUCCCCCUGUCUAUAUGAACUGUGAAGAAGAUACCCCAGAAGAAUCCCGCUAUGAAAGACCUGACCCUGGAAUGCCAGCUUUAUUAAUAAAAUGCGAUAAUACCCCAAGCCAAGCGUGCUCACAAGAUAACGCUCCAAGAUUCCCAAAUUUAUUGACUCCAGUAAAGGAAGAAGACAGCGAAUCUAUGCAAAUUUGCAGCUCUGGAGACACACUGGUGUCGCCAAGUAUUGGAAGAUUUAAAGAUAUAAGCAAUAGGCAGUCAACUCCAUAUAUAAAUGUUAAGGAAAAUAGUCCAGUGAGUGUAAAAAGUGAGGCGUCUUCUAAAAGCGUGGUAAAACCAAUUUUAAAAAGAAAUGAAGAAGAAAAAAAAAUAGAGGAGACCCCUCAAAUAGCAGAAAAAGUCUCUUUAGUCUCUUCUAAACUUGAUACAAGUAAACUUACCCCUUUGAAGCCAAUUCCGUGGAAAGCUAAUUUUCCUCCAAAUUCUUCAGGCAGAAAAACGCCAAAACUUGAUCCUUUUAAAGAGCGUAAAAUUCAGGACUUAAAAGACAGAUUAGAAGAUGCGAAAAAAAGUUUAGAGCACGCCCUCUAUGAAAAAGAAAGCUUGGAAAGCCUUUCAAAUGGGCUUGUAUAUUUGUUAAAAGAGCAGGACAAUAAAAUUGAAAGGGCUAUCUCAGGACUUAUUUCUGAAAACCGGCAAAAAGAAAAAUCAGCUGAAGCAGUUAUUAACUCACAAAUUGAAAAUUUAAGCAGGGAUAUACUUGAAUUAAAAGAAAGAGACAGGUGGUAUUUGACUUAUCAUCAUUCCUAUGGAGAUAAAGAAAUCAAAGCGUUUCGGCACAUUCCAAGUCUUCUAAAUUCUCCUUGGUAUUCCAAGCUUUAUAUGGUUUUAAUAGGCCAAGAGACAGGAUAUGAAGUAUCAGUAAAAAUCAUGGAUGGUUUUGAUGAUGAAAUUUUUGAAAAAUUGUGAGAAAAAUUUUCGAAAUUUUUGAAUAAAUAUUUGUCACAUAAUAAAGAAGAAUUUAUACUGGAAAAUGCUGCUCAUUAUUGGCAUAGCUUCAUAUCUCUACAAGAAGCCUUUUUCAAGCUGAAAAUGGCUUUUGAGAUCAGCGAGAUCUUGACAACAGAUACUUCUUUAAUAAUCAAAGGAACUGCAGGAGAUCAGAAAUGGGAAACUGGGUUUUCUUUUAUCAGCAUUGACAAAGAUUGGGAUCUUUUUAAAUCCUCCCUGCGAAAUUUAGGCCUUGAAAUAUAA
Messenger RNA from Blepharisma stoltei, 1722 nucleotides. NCBI's taxonomy places the organism in Eukaryota, Ciliophora, Heterotrichea, Heterotrichida, Blepharismidae. The record is from the annotation of a GenBank genome assembly.